CCGCCGCCGCUGCUCCUGGAGUUGGGAGGUCCGCGGAAGGCGGCGGGGUAGUCGAGGGGGGCUCGUCAGGGUGAGGAGCCGCGGGGUCCCGGGCACGCGUUCGGUUACUACGGUCGGAGGAGACAUGAGCGCCGCGGGGUUGCUGGCUCCGGCGCCGGCCCCGGCUGGAGCGCCGCCCGCCCCGGAGUACUACCCCGAAGAGGACGAGGAGCUGGAGAGCGCCGAGGACGACGAGCGCAGCUGCCGGGGACGCGACUCCGACGAAGAUACCGAGGAUGCCAGUGAGACUGACCUGGCAAAGCACGAUGAAGAAGACUAUGUGGAAAUGAAGGAACAGCUGUAUCAAGACAAACUGGCCUCUCUCAAGCGGCAGCUGCAGCAGCUCCAGGAAGGUACAUUACAGGAGUACCAGAAGAGAAUGAAAAAGCUGGACCAGCAGUACAAAGAGAGGAUCCGAAAUGCAGAACUCUUCCUCCAGCUGGAAACUGAACAAGUGGAAAGAAACUAUAUCAAGGAAAAGAAGGCAGCAGUGAAAGAGUUUGAGGACAAGAAGGUUGAGCUGAAAGAGAACCUGAUCGCUGAGCUGGAGGAAAAGAAGAAAAUGAUAGAAAAUGAAAAGCUAACCAUGGAGCUGACUGGAGAUUCUAUGGAAGUGAAACCCAUCAUGACCAGAAAGCUGCGGAGGCGACCUAAUGAUCCCGUCCCCAUUCCAGACAAGAGGAGGAAACCUGCUCCUGCUCAGCUAAACUAUUUAUUAACAGAUGAACAGAUCAUGGAGGACCUGAGGACGUUAAACAAGCUUAAGUCACCCAAGAGACCAGCCUCUCCUGGUUCUCCUGAACACUUACCCGCCACACCUGCAGAGUCUCCAGCCCAGCGAUUUGAGGCUCGGAUAGAAGAUGGCAAACUGUACUAUGACAAAAGAUGGUACCACAAGAGCCAGGCCAUCUACCUGGAGUCAAAGGACAACCAGAAGCUGAGCUGUGUGAUCAGCUCAGUUGGAGCCAAUGAGAUCUGGGUGCGGAAGACCAGCGACAGCACCAAGAUGAGGAUCUACCUGGGCCAGCUCCAGCGUGGGCUCUUCGUGAUCCGACGGCGCUCAGCGGCUUGACUUCUACAGUGUUCCUCUUCCCUUGACCCUUUUCUGGAGUGUUUAUUUUUUGGUUUUCUCAAUAGAAAAUUCUUACAUUACUGAGCCUAGCUACUUGACCUUGGACAUCGGAGAACAUUGUGGGCUCUAUAAGGCACUUUUGUGGCCACUUCGCCUCUGUGCCCUUCUUUCCUUCCUGCGCUGCUUCCAGUCACCGUCCACUGCGGGACUCUUGACUGUCAGGAGUGUUGGGGGUUUUGAUUUCUUCGUGUUUUGUAUAUACUUUCUUUUUCUUCACCUCUUUGAGUGAGGGGAAGCUCCUUAGAUCCUUUUGCCUUGAGGAAAAGCAGGAAGGAAGGCACUGUACAGUGCAUUUUCCUAUUUGCGCCUGGUUAGUGGGUUAUGGAGUCAUUUCCCUUGUCACACCCACCUCACUGUUUCCCCAGAAGCUUGGGGCAGAGGUUCCAGCAGAAGGAGCUUCAUUCUCCAGGCUCCCAGCCUUCUUGGAGAAGUAAACGCUCUGUAACAUCGUCCUCAUGCCAUCUGCUCCACUGGCUGAGCAGCGGAACUUCUACCCUGGAGACUUUGCAUCAAAGUCAAUGAGUCUGGGGGAGGGAAUGUUUCCUGUUUGCACCAUGCUGAAGUUACCAUGUUCUAAAUGUUACUGAAUGCAAGUGACGUGCACACACAUUUGCCACCUCAUAGGCUGGAAAAGGAAGUGGUAAUUUCAGAAGUUUCAUUUGUAAUUCCUUUCUCACCUCAGUUCCCAAGUGACAUAUCCUACAGUGGUCAUCUGGGCUCUCCCUCAUAGGUGGGCAGACGUGGCUUUGUAAUAAUUGGAGACCUGUGGCCUCGUGUGUAGGUCAUGGGUCACUGUCGCUGCUGGUGUCAUUGCUGCUGUGGACUGUUCACACCAGCCAUGGAAGCCUGUCGGGCCUCACGGAAGUUCUGGCCCACGUUAGCGUGAAGGAGAGCUCUGCUGCGCCUGCCGCCGGCCUGUGCGCGGCCUCAGACUUCACAGACAGCGGCUGCCCCGGGCCCUGCCCUCCUCGUGCUCCCUUACGCCGCGGUGGGGUCUUUCGCCAUCAGUUGCUGUCUGCUGUGUUGGCAUCUCUAUUGGCAACCAGAAGUCCAUUGGCCUCCUGAGAAGUCUUUACAAGUAAUCCCUUUGGUCUCAAGCCCUGGACUCUUCAUAUUUUUUCUUGAUGUGCGUAGCCUGCAGCAGGGCGGGGCCUGUGGUGACCAUUACAUCACUUCUGCUUUCCAUAGACCAAAACGUUAAUCGUCAGCAAAGACUUGUACAGACCUAGUUUUGUUCUAAUUUAUGUCCAUCCCCCGACCCCUGUGUUGGAGUUUCUUAGAAAACAGGAUAAACAACAGUGUUUAUUAAAAGUU
This is a messenger RNA of Jaculus jaculus (lesser Egyptian jerboa), 2485 nucleotides long. RefSeq names its product SDS3 homolog, SIN3A corepressor complex component (gene Suds3). Bases 125 to 1111 code for a protein of 328 amino acids. Gene Ontology annotation, cellular component: Sin3-type complex. The transcript has 12 exons. Lineage: Eukaryota; Metazoa; Chordata; Mammalia; Rodentia; Dipodidae. The record is from RefSeq and is a predicted model, not a curated record. Gene Ontology annotation, biological process: negative regulation of transcription by RNA polymerase II. Gene Ontology annotation, molecular function: histone deacetylase binding.